AUGGUACCAGGCGCGCAGAGAAAUGCAUGUCUCUCAUGUCGCCAGCGAAAGCUCAAGUGUGAUCGCAAGCAGCCAUGUGCGAAUUGCAUUGCUCGGUCAGUUGUGUGCACAGAGCAAGACCUGCCUCCUAGCCGAGCAGUCAAAAGGUCUUUGCCUCAAGAGCCAGACUCUUCAACACUGUCAAGCAUACUCUCAAGGUUAGACCAAAUCGAGGAUUGCCUCAACUCAAACAAGAGAAGCAAAAAUGUUGUAAUAUUGGCCCCCAUUGGCGACCAGCUGAAUGCCAUUCGAUUCAACGUUCCCAGCGUCUUGCAAGCUCCAGACCCCGCUUCCAAUGACGCUGAGUCGAUGCCUCCUGAAGACCAAAUGCAAGCUACCAAAUACUCGGUCAAUGAUAGCUUCUUGAAAAUAAUCGAACCUCGCCACAUACAACUCCCUCCCAAAUGGGAGACUAUGCGUCUAUUUCAAGUAUACUUCCAAUACUUGGGCCAUGUCCAGAACAUUAUCUACGAGCCCCACGCACGCACUCUUAUAAACGAGGCAUAUGACCAGAUCGUUAAUAUUUCUGCAACGACUGCGCCUCGAGGACUCGCCUCGAUAUUAUCCGUCAUUGCCUUGGCGACGAUCCUUGAGCCUGUGGACGGUGACUUGACGACAGCUAUUCCAAUACUCAAGGAAAGACUUGAGUUAUUCGCCUCCUACGUGGGAAUGGCGAUGGACUGCCUCGAGCAGCAUCGUCGGCGAGGAGAUCACACUCUCGAAAACGUCCAGGCACUGAUUCUCCUUAGCUUUGGCAUCCAUCAUACCGAAACCUUCUCUCCUCGGUAUCGUGUCUUGCUCGCUGAAGCUGUCGCUGUUUCUCAUAGCCUUGGACUUCAUGUUGUCGACCGCGUAUCGGUGAGGCGGGGCCAUUCCAAGGUUGAUACGGACCUGAUAACACAAGAGAUAAAGAGAAGAGUUUUGUGGUACCUCACGGCGACUGACUGGGCAUCCUCAAAAGCAGAAGGAACGUCUGGAGCUACAUAUCUCAUCCAGCCAAACCUCAUCAGUACCAACCUUCCGAGACAUAUUGAUGAUGACGACCUCGAUAGCUCCCAUCAAAAGCAGCGGCCUCUUUCACAACCAACCACCAUGUCGUACAACCUUCAACGCGUCAAGGUCGCCGAGGUAGUUCGCUGCAUUUCGGAUCUGAUGCCACAUGAUCCAAGCGAAGCAUCAUGCGAGCUGAUCCUUUCACUCGAUGCAAAACUCGAAUCAUUGCUCUACGAGCUACCGGACUUCUUCAAAGCAGAAUUGGGAGAGUCUGAAGAGACGAAACAGAUUGACCGAAACUAUCCCCACAUUCCGAUGCAGCGACUCUUGAUCAACCUGUUGAUCAACAUUUUUCGCUGUGGGCUACAUUUCCCCUACCUUCCCGGGCGCAUCAACAAGGCUCUACAUGCGUUUUCUCGACAGGCCAGUCUGAAGGCUGCUCGAGCUGUUCUUUCUUCGCAGCGAGGCAUGAGCAUGACGGAUAUGUUGCACUCUGCCGACUUCAUGAAAAUCCAGGGCACCAUCUUCCACAUGUUCAUUGGGGCACUUGUUCUCACUACUGAUAUCUGUUGUAACCGAGAUGGCCAGACACAAUUAUCUGAGCUGAUGGAGGUUCUGAAGAAGCUGGACCAUGUUAAAGACCACUCCAAGAUGGCUGCAAGGUUGCUGGAUAUUUUGACACAGUUGCUGGUCUCGUAUGGGAUUUGGCCACUAUCCACGACUAUCUCUACCUAUACUGAAGACGCAACGCCACUUGACUUUGGUUUAUGUGGAUCCAAGGGCCAAGGGCUUAACAGUCUCGAUAUGCUCUUAUCUUUUGAUGAGUUGUGGGAGACAUAUAUUGAGCAGCCUGGUGGCUUGGACAUGCUGGAUAUCUUAGAAACUUAA
Molecule: messenger RNA, 1920 nt
Organism: Fusarium subglutinans
Lineage: Eukaryota; Fungi; Ascomycota; Sordariomycetes; Hypocreales; Nectriaceae
Exons: 3
Coding region: 1-1920 (639 amino acids)
Biological process (GO): regulation of DNA-templated transcription
Molecular function (GO): DNA-binding transcription factor activity, RNA polymerase II-specific; zinc ion binding
Source: RefSeq, a predicted model, not a curated record